UUCACGCGAGCCAUCGGUUAAGACGGACACGCGGCUGCUCCGCUUUUUCUCACUUGCUGGAUUUUCGAAAACUAGCGGAAUGUGGCUGCACUUUUUGUUGGCGGUCGCAGGAGCAGCGCUCACAAUGGGCGCCGAGGUCGAGGUGAUGGCUUCGGAAAUCGUUCGAAUCGAGGAUGUGGCCAGUUCGUCUACGACCGGGGCUAGCCCGAGCACCUCGAGCCACAGCCAGGAAUUGCCGAGCGAGGAGCUACCGAUACCGGCGCUUCCCGGUUUGCUCUAUCCCAGAGAGAGCGAAUCACGCGAGGUUAAAUCGCUCGAUGGAUUCUGGGAUUUUACUGUACCACCAACUAAUGACCUUCAAAAAGGUCAUAGAGAAGGAUGGUUUUCUAGUAGCCUAUCAAAAGUAGCUACGGUAAUGCAAAUGCCAGUACCUUCGUCUUACAAUGACAUCACAACCUCGAGAGCUCUUCGCGAUCACGUAGGUCCGGUAUGGUAUGAAAAAUCAUUUUUUAUUCCUGCAUCCUGGAAGCAGAAGCGGGUUUUCCUAAGAUUCGGAUCGGUUAAUUAUUUUGCCCAAGUUUGGCUAAACAGUCAUCUGCUAAUGAACCAUGAAAUGGGUCACUUACCCUUCGAGGCUGAAAUAACAUCGACAGCUAUAUUUGGCGAAAGGAAUUGGAUUACCGUGGCCGUUGAUAAUACCCUUAUUCAGACGAGUAUACCACAAGGUAAAAUUGUUGAUACCGAAGCUGAUAAUGGCACUGUUAGAGUACAAACGUAUACUUUCGACUUUUUCAAUUACGCUGGAAUCCACAGAUCAGUAUUACUGCAUACAAAGCCAAGAGUUUUUGUAGAAGAUAUCAAUAUCAAUAUAGAAGUGAUAAAUGAUAAAAGCAUUAUUAAGUAUGCCAUUGAAAUAGGAGGCUUAAACGAAAAUGAAACUCCAUUCUGUCAAGUAAAUCUUCUCGAUGCUGAUGAUCAAUAUAGCAUUGAUGAACCAAGUACCGGAACUCAGGGAAUUUUAAAAGUGGCUUCACCUCAUCUAUGGUGGCCUCGUUCGAUGGAUAGUAAUCCUGGUUACAUGUACACGUUGGAGGUAACGGUUAUUGUGCCAAAUGCGACGGAACUAGACAUUUAUAGACUUCCGAUUGGUAUAAGAUCUUUAAGAUGGACCAAUAAGUCCUUAUUAAUUAAUGAAAAGCCAAUUUAUUUUCGUGGAUUUGGAAGGCACGAGGACUCUGCGAUAAGAGGGCGUGGAUUGGAUUUGGUAACUGUAGCCAGAGAUCACGAAUUAUUAAAGUGGGUUGGAGCAAACGCAUACAGGACCAGUCACUAUCCGUACAGUGACGAGGUCCUCGAUGUCGCCGACAGAUUAGGAUUUCUCAUCGUCAAUGAAUGUCCUUCGGUAGACACGGAGAACUUUUCGCCAACUUUGCUAAAAAGACACAAGCAAUCGCUUUCCGAGCUGAUUCGACGUGAUAAGAAUCGGCCUUCCGUCGUAAUGUGGUCCAUUGCGAAUGAGCCGAGAACUCAGCUGCCCGAAGCCGGAUUAUAUUUUAAACAAGUGGCACAUCACACAAAGACUCUCGAUCCUACGAGGCCAAUUACAAUUGCGCUUGCGCGCGGUGUCAUGGAGGACAAAGCGGGCCAAUACUUAGACGUCAUAAGUUUCAAUCGAUACAACGCUUGGUAUUCAAAUACGGGCAGAAUAGAUAUGAUAACUAAUCGCGUUAUAUCAGAAGCUCAAGCGUGGCAUUAUAAGUACAAUAAACCAGUAUUAAUGUCCGAGUACGGAGCCGACACCAUGCCUGGAUUACACGAGCUGCCGGAAUACGUUUGGAGCGAAGAAUAUCAAAUGGAAACAAUGUCGAAGCACUUCGAAGCUUUUGAUAAAUUACGCAUCCAAGGUUUCUUUAUCGGUGAAUUUAUUUGGAACUUUGCCGACUUUAGAACUGCACAAACCUACACGAGAGUCGGAGGUAACAAAAAAGGAAUUUUCACGCGUGAUAGGCAGCCAAAAAUGGUAGCUCAUCACGUACGAAAAAGAUAUCACGCUUUGAACGCCGAGCAAGAUGGUGAAACCUGCGUACCUAAAGAUCUCGAAAAUUAUGUAUCUUCAUACUAUGUCUAAUACAAUUUUUUUUAAUAAAAAAAAA
Messenger RNA from Ceratosolen solmsi marchali, 2153 nucleotides. Its product is annotated as beta-glucuronidase-like. Gene Ontology annotation, biological process: carbohydrate metabolic process. The transcript is spliced from 11 exons. The coding region runs from base 80 to 2128 and encodes 682 amino acids. The record is from RefSeq and is a predicted model, not a curated record. Gene Ontology annotation, molecular function: carbohydrate binding; beta-glucuronidase activity. NCBI's taxonomy places the organism in Eukaryota, Metazoa, Arthropoda, Insecta, Hymenoptera, Agaonidae.